Molecule: messenger RNA, 2148 nt
Organism: Talaromyces amestolkiae
Lineage: Eukaryota; Fungi; Ascomycota; Eurotiomycetes; Eurotiales; Trichocomaceae
Exons: 1
Coding region: 1-2148 (715 amino acids)
Biological process (GO): SCF-dependent proteasomal ubiquitin-dependent protein catabolic process
Cellular component (GO): SCF ubiquitin ligase complex
Molecular function (GO): protein binding
Source: RefSeq, a predicted model, not a curated record
AUGGCCUCUACCCUCGCAGACGACACCAUCAGCUCUGGCAUAGCUUCUCCGGUAACCCCACCAUCUCCAACACCCGGCCAGAUUCCAAUGGAGCAGCCGCCCAAAUUGAAGGGCCGGAGAAGGCUGUUGCAGAAUCUGCAGCGCAUGUCCUCGAGCCCGUCAUUGUUACGACGAACGAGAUCCCUUUCUACUGGUUAUCAGAGGGAUCGCAAGGCUUCGCUGUCGUGUGUCUCGUUAUCGCCGGCUCAGUGCUGGGGUGAUCCUACCACUUCGUUGUCUGGCGGUCUGGAAACUGCCUCGCCAACAUCUGCUGCGUCUGGGAAUGCGCGGAUUCGAGUGAUUGGUUCAAGAAAUGUAUCGCAGACAACUGUCCCUCUUCCGGUGGACAUGAGACCAGCGUCGGCGCCUCGGAAUAUGCAGCCUGAGCUUUCGGAGAACGACGCAACUACGGUUAAUGUUCGAGGGAAGAAUCAAUAUGCGAAAAGAACGCUGGACUUCUGGAACGAAAUACCCAAUGAAAUCAAGACGAAGAUUCUUGCUUAUUUGACGCCAAAAGAGAUUGUGAGAUGCUCACUGGUGUCGAAAGCGUGGCAUGACAUGUGUUUUGAUGGGCAGUUAUGGUACCAAAUCGAUACCUCGGAGUUUUACAACCGGAUUUCAAGCAGUGCUUUGAUGAAGAUCAUCACAACGGCCGGACCGUUUGUACGAGAUCUCAAUCUACGCGGUUGCGUUCAAUUGCGUGAGAAAUGGCUGUUCGAAGGCGAGCAUAUUUCUAGUGCUUGUCGGAAUGUGGUCAAUUUCUCGGUCGAGGGCUGCCGAAUCGAUAAGGUCUCACUCAAUGGAUUCUUCUUGCGAAAUGCUUCGCUGAAGUAUAUCAACGUCUCUGGGCUUUCUACCGUUACCAAUUCUGCUAUGAAGAUCAUUGCUCAAACAUGUCCUCAACUGGAGACGUUGAAUGUGUCGUGGUGCUCGAGCCUCGAUACAAAGGGUUUGAAACGAGUUGUUGAAUCUUGCUCAAAGCUCAGAGACCUGCGUGCUGGAGAGAUUUCCGGCUUCGAUGAUGAAAGUAUUAUGGAAAGUCUCUUUGAGAAGAAUACUUUGGAGAGACUUGUUCUUCAUCGCACAGAUGUCACAGACGAGAGCUUGAAAGUGCUCAUGGUGGGCAGAGACCCUGAAAUUGACGUCUUGACAGACAGGCCUAUUGUUCCACCACGGGUAUUAAGACAUUUGGAUAUCCAUCAAUGUGCAAGCCUAACGGACGCGGGUUUCCGAAGUCUUGCUCACAACGUGCCCGCUCUACAAGGCCUUCAGAUUUCUCAAUGCACGGAGCUCACAGAUGACUCCAUCGUCGAUGUUAUUCAAACCACCCCGAAAUUGAGUCACUUUGAUAUGGAGGACCUUGACAAUGUCACAAAUAAUUUGUUGGUUGAGCUGGCCAAAUCGUCAUGUUCAGACGUUCUCGAGCACCUCAAUGUCAGCUACUGUGACAGCAUCGGAGAUAUCGGAAUGCUUCAGCUGUUGAAACACUGUCGCCAGUUGCGAACCCUCGAAAUGGAUAAUACCCGAGUCUCGGAUUUGUGUCUAAUGGAGGCAAGUUCACUUGUCCGCAAGAGGGGCUAUGGAACGGACUUGCCCAAAGUUGGACUGCGCAUUGUAGUUUUCGACUGCAUCAAUGUGACCUGGGCUGGCGUGCGGGAGGUGUUAUCUAGCAAUGCUUACAUUCCCCGCUCAUUGAAAAACCAAACCACGGUUACUGUCAAAGAGUCGACAAACAGAGCUGGUGGCGCAUACUCGUCAUCCUCAUCCUCAUCAUCUACCAGCCUGCCACCCGUAGCAGUUGUCUCUUAUUAUCCCAAGGAGAUCAUCGAACUCAAAUGCUUCCACGGCUGGCAGAUGACUGCCAACGAACAUACAAAACGUGUCCUGCGCGGGUCUCUCGCAUCCGCAAACAACCUUGAUCGCAAAUGGGCAGAUUACAUGAUGGCCACAGAAGAAGCCGGCGCUGGAGGUGCGAACGCCAGACGACGCAGGCGCCGUGCUCGUGAAGCCGAGCGGCUGUACCAGUUUGACGAAGAGGAAGAUUUGAGUCUCGAUGUGUAUGUUGGAGGUAGACGUCGCGCCCGAAGUGGCGGAUGCACCGUGAUGUAA